This is a messenger RNA of Passer domesticus (house sparrow), 2446 nucleotides long. RefSeq names its product TOG array regulator of axonemal microtubules protein 2-like. The record is from RefSeq and is a predicted model, not a curated record. Gene Ontology annotation, molecular function: microtubule binding. The transcript has 8 exons. Gene Ontology annotation, biological process: microtubule cytoskeleton organization. NCBI's taxonomy places the organism in Eukaryota, Metazoa, Chordata, Aves, Passeriformes, Passeridae. Gene Ontology annotation, cellular component: cytoplasmic microtubule; cilium. The coding region runs from base 1145 to 2389 and encodes 414 amino acids.
GUUAGGUGAUAUUGGUUGUCUUUUUGAUGUCUGGGUUAGCAUCCACUCACUGGUGGAUGCUUCAUUCUCACAGGGAAUGAAAAAUUUCACAGCAUGAAAAAUUAGCCACGUUGCAUCUCCUUGUGCAGUCUUCUUUGCUUUGCCCUUUCUCUUCUGCUUUCUCUUCCCCAUUUCUCUUUGAUGCCCUGGGAGGUGCAGAGAGCUUCUGCAGGUGUGGGGGUCCUGAUGACACUCAGGGGUGCCCAUGGGAUCAGUUGCCAGCCCUGGCUGCAGCCCUGAUGCCUCACACACCUUCCUGUAGCUGAGGGCCUGCACAAAGCAAGUGCUGAGAGAUGGAGUUGUUUGCACCUUUUCAAUAACACUUUGCUGUUGUGGGCAUUGUUUUAGGUCGGAGUGUUCUGGGAAAAGCCAGAGUUUUAACAGUUCUUGCCCAGCGGUGGAAUCUUAAUCUUCUGGGACAUCCUGCUGCUUUUUUGGGGAACGUGUGAGGUGGAGUGGGUGACACACAGGCCUCGAUUGUAGAGUGGAAACUCAGCUCCAGAGUGCCAGUGCAGACUCUCAGUGCUGAACUGCCUGCUGGGGCUGCCAAAGAAGGAAAAUGUCCCAGUAACAGCCCAAUGGGACUGUGUCUCAGGGACAGGUACAGGGAGGUGACAAGAACCAGCAGCAUGGCCUGGCCUCACAGCUUCUAGGAAGCAGUGAUGACAGAGGGACUUAAUAGCAGAGAUUUUCAGAAAGGUCACAAAUGAAGACUCUGAAAGCCCUCUCUUUGCCUCUUGGAUUUGUGUAUGCUUUUGACAGCCACAGCAUCCUGUGGCAAUGUGUUCCACGAUUUCAUUAAGUACUCCUUGAAAAGCACCUGCCAUGCUUUGACUGAGCUGCCAGCCUGGUGAUUUGAAAGGGUGCUGCCAAGUGCUUGGGUAGAGAGAAAAAUCAAUCUUUUUUGUACUUGCCUUUCAGGGAACGGAAGAAGAAGGGACUCUUGAACAUCACACUGCUGGCUGAGUCCCAUUCAGAAGUCCUGCUCUGUCGGCUUCGUGAGAUUUGCUUGGCAGUUACCAGAGAGGUGACCAACCUCCGGUCCAACGUGUCCUGCUCUGCAGUUGUCACUCUGGGAGAGCUCUUUGCGAUCUUGGGGAAGGACAUGGACUCCGAGGUGGAUCAGAUUGCUACAGUCCUUCUCCACAUGUUGCGGAACUCCCCAGAGUUUAUUCAGAAGGCAGCCUGUCAGAGCCUGGGCAUGAUGGUAGAGAACGUGACUCCUACACGAGCAAUGACUGCUCUCAUGGACAAUGGAGUCAAGAGCCGCUACGUCCCGGCACAGAAGUGUACGGCCGAACUCCUCCUGUCCUUGAUGGAGAAAAUGGGAGUCACGAAGCUUGCAGGCACACCCAGGGCUGAGAGGCUGGCACAGGUGGCAGGGACACUCGCUCAGGACAGUCACAAGGACACGAGGCAUUAUGGACAGGAGAUGGUGAAGAUGUUGCUUAGUAAUCAAAAAUUUAAAAAGCUUUUGGAACAAUCUCUUUCCACGCAUGACCUGGAAGAUAUCCUGAAGAGAAUUAAGAAGAAAGAAUACUGCCCUGCUGUCAAGCCCUGUGGAGCUGGAAGAAGCUUGGGGAUGGAAAACCAGAAGGCUGAACGCCCACCUGUGCAGGAGCCGGUGAAGAAGAGGAAUGAAGGCUCCAAGGAGCCCCAGGCCACAUCACCUCCUAGCAAACGGGCAAAGUCUGCCACUGGUGGACGCCGCCUACACCGUGCAAGAGCCCAGGUCACAUUACCUGCAUCUGUGGAAGAAAGGGAGCUGCUCCAGAAGCUUUACCAUCUCCUGGAAGCCAAGGCGUUCCAGACACGGAUGGAAGGAGUGGCACUCCUCCUAGACCUGUCCAAAACCAGACCCCAACUGAUCUCCACUAACAUUGUCCAAAUUUUUGAUUAUUUUGGCCUGAGAAUCUGUGACACACAUAAGAAAGUGAAGCAGAAGGCGCUGGAGGCGCUGGCAGAAAUCAUAGGACUCCUGCAGGAUGCCAUGAACCCAUUGAUGAUCUGUUUGGUUGAAGGCAUAACAAAGAACCUAAACUCAAAGGAUCCCGGGGUUCAUGCUGCAGCUAUGACGGCUCUGGACCAAUCUGUUGUGCAUUUAGGUAAGGCUGAGCCCUGGCAUGGACUCUCCUCACCUGUGUCUCUGUCUCUCCGACACAAGAGAACGCUGAGUGCCUUGGUAGCUGUUGCUGUCUGUGGAAUGCUCCAGCUGACACCCACCAGAAGCUGUGCAGGUGCAGUCCUUAUGCACCAUCCCCAACUGGCUGGAAUGUGCAGCAGCAUUUCCCAACAGUCCCAGGAGCCCUUGGCUCUGUGCUGCUGGUCUGAAGAGCAAGUCCUGGACUAGAGCUUUGCUGCAAUUCAGAGGCAAAGGGGUUUUGGAGUUUGCUUGGGCCCCGUCUGA